Gongylonema pulchrum is the source of this 594-nucleotide messenger RNA. Lineage: Eukaryota; Metazoa; Nematoda; Chromadorea; Rhabditida; Gongylonematidae. The record is from the annotation of a GenBank genome assembly.
AUGAGACUUUACAGGAUCUCAGUAGAUUUGAAAUUAUCACGCUUGGACUGCAACUGUGUCGAUCCAAGUUUUGUCACACGAGAUGAUAUUCACACGUUCUAUGCCAUCAAUAACAGUCAACCAUCGGCUUGUGAUAUGACACUCACAAGAUCGUUCGAAUGCGUCAGAAAGUCUCUGACGAAUUCCACAAACAGUGGCUUCUGCGAGAAACAGUGCCCGCAAUCAUGCCACGAACAAGGCUAUGUAUCACGCGUCACCACAUCUUUAUGGCCACGUACGAGUUACUACGAUCAUAUCAAGGAACUUUGGAAGCAGCAGCUUCCCUCAAUGGAAACAAUGCUCGAAGCACGAGAAGCUCGAACAAAUCUAGCUAAACUUGAAGUAUACUAUGAGGAACUGAAUUACGAGUCAGUUGUUGAAUCACCAUCGCAGGAUGUCUGGGAUUUGCUAUCCAAUAUUGGUGGCACUUUGGGCCUCUACAUCGGAAUGUCUUUUCUUACUCUUGGUGAAUUCGCCGAGCUAUUUGUGAAAUGUCUCGCACUUCCAGCACAAAAAGGGUUGCAACAAUUGGGCGCAUCUGUGGAUCGCCUGUAA